UGAAGCACUUGAGGAUACAACCAGAAUUCGAACAAUUUCUUAAAAAAACUAAAAUAUUUGUAUUAUAGCUUUACUAACACACCAAUUAUUUACAAUGUUAUGUAUUUGAGGUCACUGAGAUAAAGUGUCUGGGGUAAAAUUGCGCGUAGUUAUCUGAAAUAAUUUUGCAUUCCUUAAUCUAUAAUUUGUCCCAAUUUUCUCAUACAUUAACUUGUUGCAGACCCAGCUAAAAACACAUUUUAUUGGGUGUUAGUUCAAGUAACAUGUGCUUGUAUAGACACAAGAAUAUCCUCACGGACGUGAGCAGUAGUGAUGUUGUUUAGCUGACUGACUGUUGAGAAAGCGGCCAUCAAAUUGCCAAUAUGCUGUAUGUGUUUCAUGUGGACGCCGGUCUCAUGACCACAUACGAUAUGAGCUUGACACUGCAGAGUGUGUCAAGCUUGAAAGCAGCCAUAGAGCGGAAGACCAAGUUCCCAGCGUCCUCGCUUGUGCUGCUUGUGAGCGGCGGCGAGGUGCUGCAGUCCGAUCACAUGGUCUCCUCGUACAGUGCUGGCACCGACACCAACCCCAUCUACAUGUUCAGCAAGCCCACCAUGAAGGAUAGUAGUAUGAAGCAGUCUAAUCAGUAUUCUGUAUGCGACCUCAGCCCAAUAGUGGAGCUGAGCACAGAACAAUGGAGAAGCGACACUCGCAGCGGGCUGGAGGUGAAGUCGGUGGCGGAACUCAAGUCAGCAGUCGAGAUGUGCUGUUCGCUGCCGCCGUCCGUCCACACUGUGGUGACCUGUGCCUCGCUGGCGCAGCAGUUCAGUGAACUCGCGCACGAGAUCUCCAGGUGCUGUGAGCAGUUGGUGCAUGAUCAACAUCUGCAGCAUCAGGGUUGGUCAGCCGUGGUCGCCAAUUUAGAUGACAUUUAUCAUGAAUUUUGCGAGCGGUCAAAGAAUUUCAAAGAGUCAUUUAAAAAGCAUCGGAUGAAAAAGGAGCAGUACCAUGAGCAGUUAGAUGCGUUAAACCAAGUGCUGGAAUCCCUCGGAAAGAUCCCCAUCCUCCCAGCUCUUCGCAUGCACGCCGAGGCGCACCGCUUCUCUGCCUUCGACGUGUUCGAGGAGACGGAGUUCGACCGCCAGUACCAGCGGAGUCUGGAGCAUAGUGACGACCGCGGCGGCGAGGCGUUCAAGCUGUCUGAGGAGGACGUAUUCGACACCCGCAAACAACUGUCAGACUCGCAAGGCGGAUCAGCCCAGCAGCUUGACAACCGACCUAUAGAGGACUCUGAUGACGGUGGCGUCGUGUUCAAGGCACGUUCGUACGACAGCAACAAGGAUGAACCGACGCUGCUGCACUGGAUACUGGCGCAGGGGAAUAAGGCUUCGCUGCAAGAUAUCUUGGAUUACUGUCAGAAGGGGCUGUCUUUGAUCGACGAAGAGCCCCUAAAAGAGCGCGAGGCGGAACUCCGUCACAUCCUCGAGUACGCCAACAUGCACGGGCUGAAGCAGCUGAAGGGCAUCGAGGAGCGGCUGUACGGGCUGGAGCAGCUGCUGAGCGACGUGCGAGCUCUGGGCCGGGACCAGCGCGACCAGGCCGCCUCGCUCAUACAGAAUCGUGAGCGAGUGAGCACGGCGUGCGACCCGUCAGUGCUGCCAACGUUAGUGCAGUCGCAUCGGUACCAACUUGAGAAGUUGCUCAAAAACCACCAAGUCCUGUUCGACAUAAAAAGAAGGAUUGCGAAGUCUAAGGAUGAGCUGUCGCAUAUAUUGAGAGCUAGAUUAGAGGCAGUGCUAACGAUAGAGAACUCUAUGUCGGUACAAGACGCGCACCAAAUGCUGAGCUUCCAGUGUUUCGGGCGACUCGCUCGGUACUUCGACAUCGUGGAGCAACUGCAGAGAGCCCCGGCAGUCUUCGUGAGGGCCGUGGCUGAGGUGGCACGGAGGGUCACCUUCUCCACACACUUUCACCAGUGGGCCACGGACCUCGCGACGCAUCUCCUAGAAAUCCACAACGAGGAAGUGUCAAGAAGACAGUCGUUCAAUACGCUCUUCCACGGACAUUUCCUCAAGACGUUAUUCCCCGGGAUGACGGAAUUACCCCCACCGUUUGCGACGCAAACGCCCCCUAUAUUUGAUUCAAGGGUGCCAAAACUAACGGAUGAAGAUUGGAAGUUUGUGUCAACGGCGUUUCCUGAUUUAGCGGCAGAAGUGCCACAGUAUGAUAUGGAAGCGACAAUUAGGUUUUUUAGACAGAGGUUUGCUGCCACGGAUUAUGAAGACAAAGACGUAGAUGUCCAAGCAGACCUAGAUAAAGGAUUCGACUCUGAGAACGAGACGGGUGAUUUCGAGCGUCUCAGCCGACAGAGCACCACGGACAAGCAGAGAGUGGACACCUCCGUCACCGCUGUACCGGACACUAUGGCCGUUUCUACCGUCACUGAGGACAACAUGGACUCUCACAAAAUAAACAUGGAAAAACUAAAAGACUUCCUUCUACAGUUAUUCCAAUUAUGUAAAGCAAACAUACUAUUUAUCAGAGAAGAGUUAGCUAGACUUAAAAGUGACAUGGAUGUCCAAAAGCAAUUUAUAGCGGGUAAAUAUAUGGAAGUGUUAGAAGCAUGGCAGAAAAGCAAUGAAGAAAAUGCCUUAGAAUUUCGUGAACAAACUCAAAGAUUAACGGUAGACCACGAAUUAGAACUAGCAGACCUUAAAAAUGACUUAAAUGGUAAAGAUGAAGUAAUUGCAUCCGUUAAAAGCGAUAAAGAAAUGUUAAAACAGGAACACCAGCAUCACAUAGAAGAAUUACAUAAAGAGCAUCAAAGUACAAAAGACCUUUUAGAAAAAGUAAAAGAAGAAAUCAAAUCUUAUGAAGUCAAAUUAGAAGAAGCCGAGGCACAGAAGCAGAAAGAAUUAAAGGAUUUACAGGACAAAAUGCACCAAGACUACAAAGCUGAAAUAGAGUCUUUAAGAUCAAGGUUCCGUCUAGUAGCGCUAACAAACAUGGACCGGUCUCCAUCAGAAUCCAGUCUAGAGAAGAUAGAGAGAACAGACGUGAUAGAGAUAGCCAAUCACAACGCGAUCGUGAUGCAGACCAAGGAGAAUGCUGAGGUGGAGAAGGAGGAGGCUGUAAGAGAAGCAGUGGAGAGGGUCGAGAGAGACUGGCAAGCCAAGAUGGAAGCUGAGCUAGGCGCGCUGAAGACGAAGUAUGAGGUUGAGAAGCAGGUGACAAUAAACGACGUGACCCGCCGCCUGCUCUCCGAGAAGGACCGCCAGUUGGAGCUGCUGCGCGAGCGGGAAUCGAACCUGGUGCGAGAAUGCGCCAAGUACAAGGAGACCAUCCAGCAGCUCACCGACCCCGAGACUAAUGAUUAUGACAGCUUGCUCAAGCCGCAGUUGGCGACACUAGAAAAUGAAAAGGCCAUCUUACAACAGCAAAUACAGGACCUGAAGAGUCAAUUGGAGAAGAAAUCUGAUGAUGGAGACAAGAGCGGUAAAGAGGAAGACAGUGAUGGCAGAUCAUCAUCACCCAAGAGGGAAGAGCGUCGGCGCGGCCGCUCAAUAAGCCACACUCCGUACGGUCUGCUCGGGGGCACGCUCAGCCUGUCGUCGUGCCUGCCGGGGCACACGGUGCUGCUGUUGUGGGACCCCCAGCACCACAACUACACUGUCAUGCAGGAAGCGUCAAUAAUGUACUUCGUGCACAGCGACUGCCUGCCCGCGCUGGAGCUAAGCAUUAAUGUGAAGAGCGAGAGCGAGCGGAGGCUCUACGCCGUCGCCACUGUCGAGUCCAAGGAGUACUGUUACGCUAAGAAGAGCGGCAACCGCUACAACAUGCCCCGCGGGUUCCGCUUCUACCGGGUGCGGGUCAAGCCGUACCGCGCGCACCCCGCGCCGCCGCCCUGCUGCGACCACAAGCACAAGCCUCAAGAUUGUGUGAGGGGGGCCAGCCUUACAGCGCUGUGCGACCGCCGCCCGAAGAAGUGGUUGACCUACAUGCAUGCCCCAGAUUCCCAAAAGUCGGUGGACAAUUCCCAAUCGACCAGCUCGGCGGAUGACAGUAAAUGUCAGUACGUGGCGACGGCGACGCUGAUCAACUUGGAAUCGCCCGUGUCGACCAGCGAGCCGCCGACGGUGCAGGUGGAGGCCACUGAAGAGGAAGCCCCCGCGCCCACCGUCUGCCCGCCUAGGCCGCCAAUCGACAUGGAAUGCAGUGUAGGUCGCGUCCUGGGCCCAGAGAUCGAGCUACCAUCAGAGCUGACAGUGAGCGCUAUCUCCGUACAGUCUAGAACCGACACCACCGUCCCGGCAGACUCCGAGCUGGCUGAAGAAGCGACCCCCUGACGCGCAUUUGACAUCCUGUCGCUUAGCGACAUCUAGUGGCGGCCCCGGUAACACUAUCCGAAACUACUUCUUCGCGUAGUUCCCACAUCGCCGCAUAGAUGUCACUAGCGAUGCUCAGGUUUUCAGAAUUUGAGGUUAUGGUGAAGAGAGAAAGCCUAUUUUAGGUCAUAUCAGUGCAAUGGUGGAAUUUUAUGAACGGACUCUAACUAGAGUAUUUGAAUUUUGUUUUGAAUCUGCUAUCGAUGGAGCAAGGCUAUUAAGCUGCUAUACGAGUAAGGGAGAGAAGGCUUAUCCUUGUAUGUCGUAUACGCUAAAGGUCACAUACUCUCUAUCGGUUAAUUUGACAGGGAAGUAAUAUUACUUAUAAAUCCACAUAUACAUAGGUUAUCGACGCUCUUGCAUCACAAUAAAUUUCGAAGGACAGAAAUUAUAUGAGCGAUGGCCGACAAUAAGAUAAACGUGAAAUACUAAUCAAUGACAAUUAUGUAUUGUUUAUGAUUUCAAUAAUAUAUUUUACUUACAUUAAGAUUUCAAUUCACGAAAUUCACAGUUUGUGUGUCAAAUCUCUGAUCAGGGAAGAAUAAAGAUAUUUGUAAAUGCAAAAAAUGCAAUUUCUAGAUUUUUUGUCACCAAGGUCUUCCACUUAUUGGGAUAUAACGCCGAUUGAGCAUAAAUUUAUUUGCUUCUGCACAAUAAAUAGUAUCGGUUGGCGCAAAAAAUAUAAAUUAUUUUGGAAAAAUUUAAUAUUGUGAAAGUAUUUUUGAUAAAAGUUGCCAUUUGCCUUAGUUUAAAAUCGAGAUACUUUUAAUGUAUCCAAUUCUAAAAAUCACACUUAAAAUCUAAAUUACUUUAAAUUUAAAUGAUGCAGUAGCUAACUUACUUGCAUAUUACUCUGGAAUAAAUAUGAUGAAACUUUUUUACCAUACAUUUGAUUGGAAACCUAUGACUUAAACCUAUGAAUUUCUUUUCUGUAGUACAAAUUAUAUUAGUCGUUAAUAGCUUUACAAAUUAUCUUUUGCAAGUCGCUAUUUUUUAUACCAAUGUUCAUAAAAUCGAAUUAUUUUUAUGUUUUUUAGGCACCUAAAUUAGUUCCUCUUGCGUUAUGUAUUCAGUGAAACGAAGUUAAACACUAUUGUUAUUAUUUAAUAUAAUUUAUUUUUAAAUGUCAGUUAUUUCUAUCAAUUCGAUACUUAGUUCGGUUAACAAAAUUAUGAUGUUUAUUAUCCGUAGCACAAAAGUCCUUAGUCACUUAGACAAUUUGUUUACUAUAGAUUUUCAGCGCAUACCCAUCCUAAAUAUCCAUUAGCGAUAAUCUUCGUAAGUCUUAGGGUUACUUAAUACCUUCCUCACGAGUAAAAGUGGCAUAGCAAAUCCGUGUUAAGUCGUACCUAGUUCCCCUGUAGUGGUGUCCAAACGUCAUAACACAAAACACGGUAUAGAUACAUAAUUAUUCUGAAGCUAUGUCACGUUUAUUAGUACUAGGGAUUCUGAAUAGAUCGUGGUGGAUCCUGAUGUACUGUGGAGGGUACUACACACCAUUCCUUCUUAGAAGUUUCUCUCAAUAUCUCGGUAGUUUAAAACGCUUCGCGGAACCAAAAUGCUUCGAACUUCGAUCUCGACUUUGAACUUGAAAUAUAUUUGGUCUAUAUUUAAUUAUUAAAGUAUAAUAAAAUGACACCAUAAUUAUAGAAUAGUGAAUUGUUAAAAUAGAAGUAUUGCUAACUAUACGCUACUAUGGGUUUACUCAUCUCAAACUGAAAAUAAGGAUUAUUUGUUUAAACAGAUAGGAGCGGUCAGUCAAAUAACAUUGCUAGAACACUUGUCGAAGUUUCGAUGCAAGUAAACUCGUGUUAUGAUCGGUUCAUAUAGUAUAUUUUUUUAACAAACGAGUACUCUUUUUAUUUUACUGCGUUGCUAUUGGUCGACGUAAUUAUUACUGCGCUGCUAUUGGUCCUAACAAUGACCCAUCUCACUCUGUCAAUAUCGGAAAUGUGCGAGAGACAUACACAGUACUCGUUUGU
This is a messenger RNA of Plutella xylostella (diamondback moth), 6346 nucleotides long. The record is from RefSeq and is a predicted model, not a curated record. NCBI's taxonomy places the organism in Eukaryota, Metazoa, Arthropoda, Insecta, Lepidoptera, Plutellidae.